AUGUCACUGAACGAUAUUCAAGGUCGCUUAUCCCUAAUUACAGGCGCAUCGGGAGGCAUAGGUGCAGCUUGCGCGCACCAGCUCGCACAGCAUGGAGUUCAUCUCGCCCUGACCUACUCAACCAACUUAACAUCGAUGAAGGAAAUUGUUGCCGACAUUCAGUCUAAAAACGCCGAUCUAAACCUCCGUAUCUCCAUACACCAAGUUGAUGUCGGAUCUGCUGAUCAGAUCGAGGCCAUGUUCCAAGAAAUUGAUGCUAAACACGGCCACCGACCAGACAUACUUGUUUCAAAUGCUGGAUACGGCAAGCGCAUCCCCGAUGUGUCAGAUAUCUCCCUUGAAGAGUUUGAUUUUACUAUGAAUAUCAACUUAAGAGCUUCAUUCAUCUUGGUAAAGGGCGUUGUGGAGCACAUGAAAGCUCAGAAAUGGGGGCGCAUCAUCUUCAUGUCCUCGAUCGCUGCUCAGGGUGGUGGCAUCAAUGGUUGUCAUUAUGCAGCGUCAAAGGGUGGUCUUUCGGGUAUGAUGAAGAAUCUCUCCACCCGCCUCGCCGAGUAUAACAUUAGUGUCAACGAUGUGGCACCGGCUAUGAUUGGCGAUACCGGCAUGCUUUCCUCUGCGGCAGCAUUCCCUGAAGUGGCGGCCAGCGUUCCACUCAAGCGUCUGGGAACGCCUGAAGAGACGGCAAAUGUUGUGACUAUGUUAGCGAAAACUGGUUACAUGACUGGUCAAAGUCUCUUAUUGGCGGGAGGACUCAAAUAA
This is a messenger RNA of Penicillium brevicompactum, 759 nucleotides long. Its product is annotated as SDR family NAD(P)-dependent oxidoreductase. Gene Ontology annotation, molecular function: oxidoreductase activity, acting on the CH-OH group of donors, NAD or NADP as acceptor. Lineage: Eukaryota; Fungi; Ascomycota; Eurotiomycetes; Eurotiales; Aspergillaceae. The transcript is spliced from 3 exons. The coding region runs from base 1 to 759 and encodes 252 amino acids. The record is from RefSeq and is a predicted model, not a curated record.